Messenger RNA from Saprolegnia diclina VS20, 846 nucleotides. RefSeq lists its product as hypothetical. Bases 33 to 779 code for a protein of 248 amino acids. Gene Ontology annotation, cellular component: cytoplasm. The record is from RefSeq and is a predicted model, not a curated record. The transcript is spliced from 2 exons. Gene Ontology annotation, molecular function: oxidoreductase activity, acting on the CH-OH group of donors, NAD or NADP as acceptor. Lineage: Eukaryota; Oomycota; Saprolegniomycetes; Saprolegniales; Saprolegniaceae.
CUUCACGGUUGCCAUCAUUUCAACCUGGGAAAAUGACCCUCGAACACGUCGUUGGCAUCGUCACGGGCGCCGCCCAGGGCCUCGGCCUCGCCUUCUCCAAGUCCAUCCUCGAGGGCGGCGGCCGCGUCUUCCUCACCGAUAUCAACCACACGGCGCUGGUCGAUGCGGCGCGGGCGCUCGAGACACAGUACUCGGCGGCGCGCGUCGGCUACGCAAUGCAGGACGUCACCAACGACGCGUCGUUCGAUGUAAUCUUUGACGCAGCCAACCAGCACUUUGGCGAAGACCAUCGCGUGAACCUGCUCGUCAACAACGCCGGUCUCAACGGCAAGUACUUUGACUUUUACGACGACAGCCGCGCGUGGCGCCAGCUCGUUGACGUCAACCUCAUCGCGGUCAUGCGUGGCACACAGGUGGCGCUGCGCCGCCUCGCCAAGCCCGGGAUCGUUGUCAACGUGGCGAGCGCCGCCGCGUUCAAGCCAACGCACGUCGUCCCCGAGUACGGCACAACCAAGUGCGCCGUCGUGCAUUUUACGCGCGCGGUGGCCACGCACACGAGCGACGUUCGCCUCGUCUCGCUCUGCCCCGCCUUUGUGGAUACGCCCAUGGUACAGGUCGUGCUGCAGCAUUCCGCGCAAAUGAUCGAGGCUUUUGGUGGCCUCAUGACCACUGAGUACGCGGCCGACGCCUUCAAGAAGGUCCUUCUCGACGAGACGAACGCGGGCAAAGCGAUGCUCGUGACAACGCAGUACGUCGGGUACCAUAGCGCCAAGCUCUAAGAUCUUAGAGAUCGAAACAACAAAACGACGUAGUAGCUACUCGGUCGCACCGGUUUUUUACGACAGA